AUGGCUGAUACUCUACCUCAAGAAGACAUAGAUUCGGAUCCAUACCGUGCCCUGAAAGAUAUUUUCUGUGGAACUGCAGGUGGUAUCGCACAGGUGUUAGUUGGACAGCCGUUUGAUACAACAAAGGUCCGGAUACAAUCUGCUCCGCCAGGAACUUAUUCUUCAUCAUGGGACGUGGUUAAAAAGUUACUUGCUAAGGAAGGUCCCUUGGCUUUCUAUAAGGGUACGUUGACACCGUUGAUUGGAAUUGGAGCAGUUGUCUCAGUUCAGUUUGCGGUCAAUGAGCAAAUGAAAAGAUUUUUCAAGGCAAAAAAUAACGGUGGUGAGAUGACUUUACCACAAUUCUUUAUGGCAGGUUCUGCAUCCGGUUUAGCUAACGGUUUAAUUGCUGGUCCAAUCGAACACAUUAGGAUCCGCUUACAGACCCAGACCACUGGUCCAAAGGAUUUCGCCGGCCCACUUGACGUUAUUAAAAAGUUAUAUAAUAGAGGUGGUAUUCGUCUUUUAUUCAAAGGUUUGGGUGCCACAGAAUUGAGAGAGGGUAUCGGAUCCGGUUCUUAUUUCCUAACCUACGAAGGUUUAGUUCAACGACAAAUGAAAAAAGAGGGAAAGACAAGACAGCAACUUGAGAGCUGGAAACUAUGUACUUUCGGUGGUCUUUCAGGUUAUACUAUGUGGCUUUCAAUCUAUCCAAUUGAUGUGUUAAAAUCUAAUAUGCAAGCAGAUAGUUACAAGAAUCCUAAAUUUGGCAGCUACUCCCAAGCCGCUAAAUACAUUUUCCAGAAGUUUGGUGCACGUGGUUUCUUUAAGGGUAUUGUGCCAACAUUACUUAGGGCUGCACCUGCAAAUGCUGCUACGUUUGUGGCAUUUGAAGAGACUAUGAGACUUAUUGGCUGA
Molecule: messenger RNA, 897 nt
Organism: Brettanomyces bruxellensis
Lineage: Eukaryota; Fungi; Ascomycota; Pichiomycetes; Pichiales; Pichiaceae
Exons: 1
Coding region: 1-897 (298 amino acids)
Biological process (GO): mitochondrial L-ornithine transmembrane transport
Molecular function (GO): L-ornithine transmembrane transporter activity
Source: RefSeq, a predicted model, not a curated record